Messenger RNA from Pseudocercospora fijiensis CIRAD86, 1113 nucleotides. RefSeq lists its product as uncharacterized. The coding region runs from base 1 to 1113 and encodes 370 amino acids. The transcript has 8 exons. NCBI's taxonomy places the organism in Eukaryota, Fungi, Ascomycota, Dothideomycetes, Mycosphaerellales, Mycosphaerellaceae. The record is from RefSeq and is a predicted model, not a curated record.
AUGAUCACCCAUUUUGUAUAUUCAGACCUGCCGAGAAGCAAGACCGACGGGAUACAGCCUAAGAAGAAGGCAGCGGCUGUUGCAGAGCAAGCCUACGCACAACAACUACCUUCCAUUCCUUACUUUACGAUACACACAAAGCGGCGACAGCAACUACCUUGGCGCCAUACCCUAGUUUCUUACAAGAAGAAGAAGAAGAAGAAGAAGAAAAUUAAAGAGAAAUCCCAGAGAAGCAUAGGAGAAGGCAAGCAAAUCGUAAAGAAAACCAACCCUUUUCUCAGACCUCAAAACAGACUACUUAUGUCUGCAUCUUAUAGUAUGUAUGAUACAACAGCGAGAUCUCAAUCAUACGGUAGACACCAACUCAUCCAUGCCAUGCCAUGCCAUGCCAUGCCAUUCUUCACACCCAACGACGAAGAACAACGAUCAAUCAAUUAUGCACCCUCCUACUCUCCAUCCCCAUCCCCACCCUCUACCAUUGAACUUUCCAUCAAUGCGCCCCUCCAUAAGCCACUGCUGCCACGCAACAUAGUCCUUGGCCUCAUCGAAAUGAAUCUUGCCACCAUUCCACUUCCAGCUCAUAUCGAGCAGGUCCUGUUCCAUCGCACCCUCAUCUUUCGUCGCGACACAAACGAAUUUGGCGAAAUUCUUGUAGGCGAGGGCUUGUGCGCGAUCGGAUUUCUUCUUGGUGGCGAGGGCCUGGGCGUCGGCGUUGCGUGCGGGAGCUGGGAGUAUGGGUUGUUGGCGGCCGAAGAGGUAGCCGGUUUGGAUGAGAUGGGAGAUAACGAGACGGGCGAGGGAUGGAGGAGAACGCAAAAGGCGGAAGAGAAGAAGGAGGGUGGGAACGUACUGGUAAAGCAUCCUCUGCGACAACCACGGCUUUCAUCUUCCUCCCGGAUUCGGCCCAUUCCUGAACAUGUUCAUUUCCAGCCUGGCCUCGUCGACGACUUUGAUCAGGGCUGUGGCCACGCGGACUGGGUCGUCUUUGAUCAAACCUCCGAUUUCGGUGGCGACGGAUUGGAUGCAGGCUUUGGUAACGGUUUUGCUUUUAGGAAGAUUCUUGCCAGCGAGUUUUUCGAGGAAAAGGUCCAGAAAGACUGGAAGAGAUGGUAG